AUGACAAAGUCCGAAUCGAAAGACAGCCAUGGCGGGUCGACGCACAGUUCAGUACCCAACGCAAAGAAUGCUUCCAUUCUAGUUGGCAUUCGUGAUGGUGUCACUGGAGACUUCAAGCUAGUCCCUCGACCAGAGGCAGUUGUCUCAGUGUUCGACUCCAAUUUCCUCAUUGGUGAUGGCAUCUGGGAGGGCAUUCGCGCCAACAAAGGUCGCCUCCAGUUCGCACGCGACCACAUCAACCGUCUCUUCCAAUCAGCAAAGGCAAUGUUUAUGGAUCUCGGCCUUUCAAAAGGUGAUCUUCUCGACUUGAUCCAUCAAACCCUUGACGCAAACGACAUGGGUGAAGAUGAACACGUCCACAUCCGUCUCGUCGUUAGUCGCGGUCUCAAAUCAACACCCUACCAGAACCCCAGCGUCAAUAUCGGCCUCCCAUUAAUUGUCAUCAUCCCCGAAUCCAAAGCCGUCGAUCCAAACUCCAAAUCUCGCGGUUUGAGACUUGCCACAACCUGGGUUCGUCGCGGCCCACCAGACGUCAAAGACGAACAGUGGAAUCACAUUUCAAAAGCAACAGAUGUCCAAGCUUGUAUCCACGCCAACGUUAUGAAUGUUGAUGAAGCACUUAUGCUUGACCUGCGUGGUUUUGUAAAGACAUGUAACUCUGUCAAUUUCUUCAUCGUGAGAGGUGAUGAGGUUUGGGCGCCCACGAAGGAUAAUCAGAUGCAGGGAAUCACAAGACAAAAGACGAUUGAUGUUUGUCGCGCAAAUGGAAUCACGGUGAAAGAAUUGGAUUUCACGUUGACCGAGGUCUAUGGUGCUGAUGAGGCCUUUUGUACUGGCACGUUUCCAUCGCAGAUUCAUGUGACUGAGGUUGAUGGAAGGGUUAUUGGGGAUGGGAAGAGGGGGGCUGUCACGGAGAAGAUUCAGCAGUUGUAUGCCGAUCUUGUCAAGAAAGACGUCGAGAGAUCUCGAAAAGAGAUUGGGGAACAGGUCACGAGUCAGCGAGAUCUGAGAUGGUUACAGUCGAAGUUGUAG
Messenger RNA from Fusarium pseudograminearum CS3096, 1032 nucleotides. RefSeq lists its product as uncharacterized. The record is from RefSeq and is a predicted model, not a curated record. The coding region runs from base 1 to 1032 and encodes 343 amino acids. The transcript has 3 exons. Gene Ontology annotation, biological process: carboxylic acid metabolic process. NCBI's taxonomy places the organism in Eukaryota, Fungi, Ascomycota, Sordariomycetes, Hypocreales, Nectriaceae. Gene Ontology annotation, molecular function: catalytic activity.